AGUUGCGGUUCACCUCUCAAACGCCACAGACCAUCCUCUUGCACACAGCGAAUUUGCAAGAAAAGUUAAUCUCUCAAGAAAUUCGAGGCAUUUCUCUGUCCAUCUAAAUGAAAGCAUCGAUUAGUGCAAUUAAACGGUGCGUGAUGAUUUUCAAAAAAGAUCAUUAUUGUAAUUUAAUUGUGUUACAUAAGAUUUGGUGAAAAAAUGUAGUUUAAUUUCCCCGUUUUUAUUUUCCUAGAGACUGCGUGUGUGUGUUUUCUUCUAAAAAUUUAAUAAAAUAUAUAAGUAGAAUAGAGGAGAGGUUCUUAAGUGCUUAAAUCCGUUACAUCAAAGAUUUGUUUAGAAAAGUGUGUGCAAUAAGUGUGUGCAAUAAAGUGGAAUACUCCAGCGAUAGUUUAUGUUUUAUGUUUUAUGAUUUUCUACAAAUAAGCAGUUUUAUAGAUUUAGCAUAAAUCUAUUAUUGCGAAAGGGAAUAUAUUGGAAAAACUCAGGACUCAUCAACAUAACGCAAAAUGGAUAUUAAAUGGAUUAUUUUACAAAUUUUGUGGAUUCUAAUGGAAUAUUCCUCAAUUAAAGAAGCCUGUGUUUUUCACUCACGACUGGGCUAUGAAUCCGAAUCAGAAGGAGUGCGAUUUAUUAGAGUUAGAGAGGACCUUCCGACAGGUGGGGAAGUUCUUACCCUUCGUGCAUAUCCAAGGAAUUCAGUAAUAUUGAAAAGUAUGGACAGAUCAGCGGAUCACCAUUACUUUAGACUGAGAGAAGUCAAUACGACAACUAUCCAAGUUUUAUUGGAUAAAUCACUAGAAGAUCUUGUUGAUCGUGAUUCACCGCAGAAUCUUGUUAAAUUUAAAAUACAGUGCAGCAGCACAUCAGGGAGGAAUGAUGAUCAAACAUCCUACAUGACCGUUACAGUGUACAUUGAGGAUAUCAAUGAUCAUUAUCCUAAAUUCCAAAAUUUACCAUAUGCCGUGGCCGUUGAUGAAGCAACCCCAAUUGGUUCGACGAUUUUCCACGGAAUCUCUGCAUUUGAUCGUGAUAAGCCGAAUACACCAAAUUCAGAUGUUCAGUAUUCAAUUGGAUUUCAAGAUUUUGGCGUGGGGGGUCCCUUUUUUGCCCUCGAGAGCCCACAUCGUCCAUCGGUUGUGCUGAAGAGAUCCCUUGACUACGAUGAAGGAAUCCGUACGUUUGAUCUUCCAAUUAUUGCAUCUGAUCGCGGAACUCCUGUGAGAGUUUCCAAUACAACCCUAAAGAUAAUGGUAACAGAUCAUGAUGAUUUGCCGCCAAAAUUCACCGAAGGUGUCUAUCGUACGCGAAUAAAUGAAUUCUCACCGUUGACGGGGAAACCAAUAAGGAUCCCACUGUACUUCAAUCCACCCAUCAAAGCAUACGAUCAGGAUUCAAUAAAUUCCUCCCUUGUCUACGAUAUAAUUGCUGGCAAUGAGCGAAAGUUAUUUCGCGUGAAUCCCACCAAUGGAAUAAUUUAUUUGGAAAAAGAAAUUGAUUUGGAGGAAGAAAGUCUCCCGGGGAAUACCUUUGUGCUGCAACUGGAAGCCCGGCAGCGGGAUAACACGCACAAGAGAUCCAUUGCGAGGGUUGAAGUGGAAAUUGUCGAUGUGAAUGACAAUGCGCCGGAAUUUGAGGUUGAUCUGUACAACAUAUCGAUCGUUGAGAAUCUCCCAACGGGCUUCAGUGUCCUCCAAGUGAGUGCCACGGAUCGGGAUCAGGGAGAAAAUGCGGAUUUUAUGUACAAGUUGGCAAAUGAAAAACCCGAAGGGGCUUUCCUCAUUGAUGCCCGCACAGGGUGGAUAACAGUUCGCAACCAAGCAUUGCUGGAUCGUGAAGCCAGGCCAUCGAUCACAAUGAAGGUCCUUGCCGUUGAGAAAAAUCCUCAAAUUUCCUCACGGGAAAAUUCCGAUGGGAGUGUUCAGGUGGAAAUAACUCUCUUGGAUUCAAACGACAACACACCGCAAUUUCAAAUGGGAAAUUUGUAUGAAUUCAAAAUAAGUCUCGAUGCUCCCCUUGGCUUUCUCAUUGGACACGUAACGGCUAAAGAUCCCGACGAGGGGAGAAAUGGUUUGAUUUUGUAUGAUCUCCAGAGGCCACAUGGAACAGGGAUGAUCCCCUUUCAAAUUGACCCUCAAACAGGGGCCCUCACGGUGUCGGGUCAAUUAAAACGCGGAAGAAUUGCCCUGUUCGUGGAGGCGAGUGAUCAACCGGCAAAUCCAUCGGAAAGAAGAUUUUCCUUGGCCGUGGUAACCAUUGAAAUCCUUCGAGGAUCAUUUGAUGGAUCAAUUGAUUUUAUUGGGGCACCAUAUGAAUUUUGGGUGGGUGCCGAUGUACCCGUUGGCACGUCUGUGGGGCAAAUACGAACGACCAUUGAUUGGGAUGCACAGGGGGAGCAAGUUAUGUAUGAUCUCCUGCAUUCCUACUCAGAGGGUGUACCAUUUGCCGUGGAGGAACGUUCAGGAACUGUUACAGUGAUCAGAGAUCUUGAAGAUUUCACGAGGAAUUUCUAUGAAUUUGAAGCAGUUGCCACACAUUACAUUUCCGAACGAUCUUACGGAGAAUUAAUAAGGAGAUCAUCAAAAUCCCAAAAGCAAGUAACCUCAAGUGGGGAGGUGAUUGAAAUUGACGAAGGGGUGAUUUCCGAGAGCAAAAACGUCCUUGUUACAAAUGUAACAAUCCACGUGGUAAGCCCCGAUGAUGAGAAGGGAAUCCUCAUUCGUGGCACAAGUGCAGAUCCAAUUGAAUUUCACGUGCGGGAAAAUCUCGCUGGGACUCUUAUUGGCCAAUUGGUUUACAAUAAGAAUGUCACGAUGAAGAGGAAGAGUAGUGCUGAUACGAGAGUCACCGUGACACCUGUUGCCCUCACCUCGAGCCCUCCACCUACACGUCGCAAGGAUCGUCGUCUAAGUUCGACGAAAUUCACCAAAAAUGCCACGAGCUUCAAUACAAUCCCCAAAUCACGACGAAGGCAUCGCGAUACUGAAUCACAGACCUCAUUUUACGUUGCUGUUGCACCAUCAAUUUUCUUCGAUGAAGAUUUCUUGGUGAAAGAAUCAAUGGGGGUGGAGGAUUACGGGAGAAAGGGGAAGAAUGCAAAUUUGAAUCCUUUAUUAAAUAGCAAAUAUUCGUUAUUUGAUUACGAAUCAACGGGCGCUAAUAAGAGUUCCUACCUUCCGAAGGAGAUAAGGAAGAGAGCACCUGCUGAGAAUCAACGGUAUGAUGUUUUCCCAACAACAACGGAAGUUUCCCCAUCAACCUACAGGCCAAAAUAUAAAAAUUCCGGAGCUGUUUAUGGGAAAAGCUCAAAUUCGGGCAUUGAAACGUACAAGCAGAUGAGUCAAAAUGGGAGUAGGAAUCACGGAUUGAAGUUCUUCAUUGCAAAUCAGCAGGAUGUUACGGAUUUAAUUGCAAUUGCCAAUGAUGGGACGUUAAUGACGGUUAAGGGAUUGGAUCGGGAGGAUAGGGAUACGUACAAAUUGACGGUUAUUGCGGAAUAUUCAAAAGGAUUCAUCAAUGGCGCGGGGAUUUAUCAAGUAACGAUUUAUGUUGAUGAUGAGAAUGAUAAUGCACCGAGGUUUAAUCAUCAAAACUACAUGGGAAUUAUCAAUGAGAACAGCCCCCUGGGGACGAGAGUCCUCAUAAAUCAUCUCAUUGUUGUGAAGGAUGCUGAUUUGGGCAGGAAUGCCCUGUUUAAUGUUCAUCUUCACGGCGAAGGGAGUCAUUUGUUUAAAAUUGAAUACGUCAAUGAGACAACUGAGCAUCACAAUAGGACCUUCCUGGACUCCUAUAGUAGCUUUGUCAAUGCCAUGAAUAUUGGGCAGAGCUUUGCGAGUCUGCGGAUGAUGUUUAUUGAUGCGCUGGAGAAGCCCCAAAAGGGUGAACCGCAUUUCAUUGUCACCUUCCGUGGGCCAAAUGUUCUCGAUCGUGAACGUGAUCAUUUCUACAACCUUAAGAUCAUUGCAAGGGACACAGGAGGGUUGAGUUCAGAGGUCAAACUGGGGAUUUUCAUUGCAGAUGUCAAUGAUAAUGCACCGAUGUUUGAAAAAAUUGCCGUCUUCAAGAAUACAAAUAUUCAAAUUCUCGAAUACACGGAAGAUAUGGAAAUUUAUUUUGUUGAACAAAUGAACGUUGUGGCUAAUGGUACGGCAAAGCAGAAAGCUCCUCCGCUAAAUUACAAAGUAGACGGAGCACCUUAUCCUUCAGCAUUGAGGGAUGGAAUGAAGGAAAUGGUUGAUAGGUAUCAUAUUGGAACACCCAGGCAUAUCAAGCAUAACUACACAAGGCAUGAAAGGUAUCAGAGGCAUUUUAGAUCGUACAACAGUACAACAAAGCGUCAAGCAAGGAAGGAGAUUGUUAGCUCCUCGCCACUCUUUAGUAUCCUCGAAAGUGCUCCCGUUGGGCAGUACCUGAUAAAAAUGACUGCAGUUGAUGAGGAUUUUGAUGCAAAUUCUCAGGUUUUCUAUGACAUUGUCUCGGAGGAUUUCACCACGAAGAAGCAUCAAAAUGGAAAAGUUGUUCAAUCCUCAACGGCUCCGUUCUUUAACAUUGACAAACAUUCAGGUGAGGUGAAGAUUAAUCGACCUCUGCCAGCUGAAACAGAAUUCAGGCUCAAUAUAUCCGCAAAGGAUAUUGGAAAUUUAGCUGAUUACACCGUGAUCCGAUUUCAAGUAUUGGACGUUAAUGAUCAUGCCCCAAUCUUCCUAAAAUCCUGGUACUCCUUUGACAUUGAAGAGGGACACUACUCCAACACUCGCGUGGGGAAAGUUGAUGCAAUUGACGAGGAUUUUGGGCAAAAUGCCAACAUAACUUAUGGAAUUCAAUCAGAUGAAAAAAUCCCUUUCUUCGUCCUCCCACACAGUGGUGUAAUAAUCGUUACAGGUAACAUAGACAGGGAAAAGAAGGGAAUUUAUGAAUUUAAAAUAAUUGCAAUGGAUAAUGGGGAGAAGGACACGAGACUCUCCUCGUAUGUUGAUGUGGAAAUUAAUGUUCUGGACUUGAAUGAUAAUUCCCCCGAAUUCACGGGGUAUGAUGAAAUUUUCUACUUUGAUCCCGAUGAUAAAACCACCGAUCGAAAGCUCAAUGAACUCUCAACACUCACGGAAGGAAAUGCCCAAAAUGCAAAUGCCAAUAAACUCCCAAUCUACAAAGCAUACCUCAGCCGUAGCACAGAACCUGGGACAUUUGUAAAACAAGUAAAUGCAGUUGAUAAGGAUUUGGUGGUUAAUGGGAAUGGCUUAAUAAUGUAUUCGUUGCAUCACAAUAAAUUGCCAUAUAUGUUUGAAAUUGAUUCGCGCGAUGGUAUAAUAACAACCCUCUCGAGAUUCAAGACCUUCUACGGGUAUGAGCACAUAAAUCUCACUGUGAUUGCCUCAGAUUUGGGUAGUCCAUCGCGGUCCUCAACGGCCCUUCUCCUGAUAAAUCUUCAAGGAGAAGAAGUUUUUGAUGAAAAUACCGAAGAUAAUUAUCUCUUCCCCCACAAAUACUACGAAGUAGAAGUUGUGGAAAAUAACGUGGCACCAAUUGCAAUUCUUCACGUUAACAUAUCACAGCAGUACCGGAAGGAUACAUUCAAGUGGUCAAUUGUACCGGAAAUGGAAAUUCUCAAAAUGGACGAAUUUAAAAUUGAUCCCAACAAUGGAACACUCUGGCUGACAAAAUCCCUCGAUAGGGAAACCCAGGAUGUGUACAAGAUUAAAGUAAGAGCAGAUAGAUUGUCAAGAGAAGGACGAAAUGCACCAUCAGCAUCAAUGACUUACCCCGUUGAGGGGGAUAAAGUCAGGGGGUUGCAUUACAAUGAAAUAAGAAUUGUCGUUCGCGUUACCGAUGAAAAUGAUAAUGCCCCCGUAUUUAUGGGUAAUGGACGACCAAUUGUUGCUGUAAUUCCGAAUACUGCUAAUUUUGGUUUCCCCGUAACACGAAUAUUGGCCACAGACGCAGAUGUCGGUAUAAAUGCAGAAAUCCGAUAUACCCUCUUGAAUGAGCCAUCGAAUCUCUUUGGGAUUGAUGCCGUAAGUGGAAGAAUUCGCGUUCUAGGCCCGGUUAACAAGAGCAAUCAACGUGUUUACGGGUUUGAUGUGAAAGCCACGGAUUUAGCUGGUGGUGACAAUGGCAAAACAACCAUAGCAAAUGUAUUUGUCUACGUUCUCGAUGAACAUCGGCAGGUACGUCUUGUUCUAGCCGGAAGUCCCAUUGAUGUGGAGAAGGAAGUUGAUUCCCUCACAAAGACACUCAGUGAUGCAACAGGUCUUGAUGUUCGUGUCCGACUCCUGGAGCCACAUACGGGAAAAGCUGAACAGUCAACUGACGUCUAUUUGUAUGCUGUUGAUCCAAAAUCAAAUUCUGUGAUUGAUAUGGCGGAUCUUCAAGAAGCUGUAGCUACAGUGGACAUGUCAAUUCUAAUGCCCUCAAUUCCCGUGCUAGAGCUCACACAAUUGGGCAACAAUGCCCAUGGAUUAACUCAUUCCAAUACGCGUAUUAGUGCACUUAAUGGACCCGAAUUGGCAUCCAUUAUACUAGCUGUUGUGAUUUUUGCCGGUGGUUUAACUACAGCAUUUUGUAUUCUAUGUGUACGGUAUAAACGCCAUAGAACUUUGCCACCAGAAGCGAGCUACACAGCAGGACGUGGAGGUAGUAGUACGUUGCUCACAAAGUCAACAACAUCUUAUGUAACAAAUAGCAAAAAGCCCCCACCGCCACUUCCUCCCACAGGGCCGAAGUACUACAACGCCCCCAAUUCCAGAGAACGCCAGAGAGAAUACGUUGACGUACCUUUACCACAAUCAGUUCUUAAUGCUAAUUUCAACAUUCUUGAUCAUGAAACAAGCUGUUUGCGCUUCAAUCAACUCCACAGUGGACAUCAACAGAACAAUUUAGACAAUGCAGGACAUUCAUUACACUCCAGUGGACGCGAUUCAGGGCUUGAUUUAUCGAGAGAACGCAGCGAUACCCCAUCACGACAGCUUCAGCAAAUUCAGGCAGUUGAUGAUCACAAUGCACGACUUCUUGAGAGGAAUCGAGAAAGGAAGAAUAAGUGUCAAUGUGGGCACAAUGAACUGAAUGUAUGCAGCGGAGAAGAAAGCAGUGAUAGCUAUGAAGAUUCCCUAAAAAAUUGCCAAUUAUCACGAAGAACAUCCUUCCCUAAAGCCCACAUAUUCAGACGAAGUCUCACAAUAACGGGCAAUGUCAAGAAUAGAGGGGUUAGACAUUCCUUUUCAGGUGUAAGGGAUGACCUAAUACAGGAUUCACCUGGUCCACUUCAGCGGAAUCAUCAUGGAAAUAAUAUUCGAAAUUCAAUGACGGAUCUUGAAGAGAGACUGAGAAAUCUCGAGAUGACCUUUCGGGAACCUUUUAUACUGAAUAACAAUUCAAUUUGUUAGCCAAUAAAACAGACCAAAAUAAUAAAAUUGUCAACUUUUGUACUAUGUAUGUAUCUAUAUUGAGAUUAAAAAGAAAAUUCCUUAAAGCUUUUUUGACUGCUACGUUGGGAAAAUUGAGGGAAAUUCAAAGAAAAAGAAUGUUUGAAGAAGAAUUUAUUUUUUUAUACUUCUAAAUGCUUACAAUGUAAUAAAUUUAUGUACAUACAUAUAAUGAAAUAUAUAUUUUUUGUACAGUGUAUUCAUGCAUAAAA
Molecule: messenger RNA, 7633 nt
Organism: Lutzomyia longipalpis
Lineage: Eukaryota; Metazoa; Arthropoda; Insecta; Diptera; Psychodidae
Gene: Cad89D
Product: cadherin-89D
Exons: 13
Coding region: 513-7382 (2289 amino acids)
Biological process (GO): homophilic cell-cell adhesion
Cellular component (GO): plasma membrane
Molecular function (GO): calcium ion binding
Source: RefSeq, a predicted model, not a curated record